GUCGGGCCAUGUUGUAGGAAAUCCGCUCGCGGUGGAUUAUUGUAAUCCGACCGAGCGACCGGACACACCGGAUCACGACGGAGCAAAAAAAGAGAAGCGACGGAAACCAGCGGCGGCGCAGCGGCCUGUGACGGAGCAGCUCGGCCCAGAACGAAGCGGUAAAGUUGUGAUGAUCUGCCGCCUCCGAGCUCCGAGCUCCCGCAGCCACUGAUCGGCGGAGUCCGGGGCCGUUUCCUGGAUCCAUCCGUCCUCUGACAGCGGCUCCACCGCAGCGCGAGCACCGGGGACACCGGUCGGAUAAAGACAAGACAGAUCCCCCGUCCGGUUCUGGUCCAGCCCGGCCCGGCUCGGCUCGGCUCGGUCGUCCUGUCCGCGGACUGAAGCGCCGCUGCCGCCGCUCACACUCCCUCGAGCUAGCGGCUAGCUCAGCGCAGUUAGCAUCAGUUAGCAUCGGCUAGCAUCGGCUAGCAGCAGGCGAGUCGGGAAUCGACCGAGUCCAGUCCGGAGCAGAGAGACGAGUCGUCGGCCCGCCGGAGGGAGGAUGUCGGUCAAGGAGCAGAACAAACUCUCCACCGUGGAGCGGCCUGUCAAAGCGGUGCCGUACCCUCCCGGGACCCGCCUCACGGUCCAGGACCUGUACGUUGACGGGCGGCCCAGUGUGGAGCUGCUGAAGGCCCAUCUGGUGAAGGAGGGGCGUCUGGAGGAGGAGGCGGCUCUACGCAUCAUCAACGAUGGAGCAGGAAUCCUCCGCCAGGAGAAGUGCAUGCUGGAGGUGGAGGCUCCCAUCACAGUGUGCGGAGACGUCCAUGGUCAGUUCUUCGACCUGAUGAAGCUCUUCGAGGUGGGCGGGUCUCCCAGCAGCACCCGCUACCUGUUCCUCGGCGACUACGUGGACCGAGGCUACUUCAGCAUCGAGUGUGUGCUGUUCCUCUGGGCUCUGAAGAUCAACCAUCCCAACACCCUGUUCCUCCUCAGAGGGAACCACGAGUGCCGACAUCUCACAGAGUACUUCACCUUCAAACAGGAGUGUAAGAUAAAGUACUCUGAGCGUGUCUACGACGCCUGUAUGGAGGCGUUCGACUGCCUGCCUCUGGCCGCUCUCCUCAACCAGCAGUUCCUGUGUGUCCACGGAGGCCUGAGCCCCGAGGUCACCUGCCUGGACGACAUACGGAAGCUGGACCGGUUCAAGGAGCCCCCGGCCUUCGGGCCCAUGUGCGACCUGCUGUGGUCGGACCCGGGCGAAGACUACGGCUCUGAGAAGACGCAGGAACACUUCUGCCACAACAGCGUCCGCGGCUGCUCCUACUUCUACAGUUACCCAGCGGUGUGUGACUUCCUGAUGAACAACAACCUGCUGUCUGUAAUACGAGCACAUGAAGCGCAGGACGCUGGGUAUCGAAUGUACAGGAAGAGUCAGACGACAGGUUUCCCGUCUCUAAUCACAAUCUUCUCUGCUCCAAACUACCUGGACGUGUACAACAACAAAGCGGCGGUGCUGAAAUAUGAGAACAACGUGAUGAACAUCCGUCAGUUCAACUGCUCCCCUCAUCCCUAUUGGCUGCCCAACUUCAUGGACGUGUUCACCUGGUCUCUGCCCUUCGUGGGGGAGAAAGUGACGGAGAUGCUGGUGAACGUGUUGAACAUCUGCUCCGACGACGAGCUGAUGUCGGAGGGAGAUGACACGUGUGAAGGAGGAACUCCGGCCGUCAGGAAGGAGGUGAUCAGGAACAAGAUCCGGGCGAUUGGGAAGAUGGCUCGAGUCUUCUCUGUGCUCAGAGAGGAGAAUGAGAGUGUGUUACAGCUGAAGGGCCUGACUCCGACAGGGACGCUGCCAAUGGGAGUUCUGUCUGGAGGUCGACAAACUCUGCAAAGCGCCACCGUCGAGGCAGAGGAGGCCCGAGCCAUCCAAGGCUUCAACCCUCAGCACAAGAUCCAGAGCUUCGAGGAGGCUCGUGGUUUGGAUCGGAUCAACGAGCGGAUGCCGCCGCGCCGGGACAGCAGGCAGCCGGACUCCGCCCCCUCCCUCAACAACCUGCCGGCGAGCGGCGCUGCGCCUCCGGACAAGAACGGCACCGACGCUCAGGCCUAGACGCUCCGCCCCCUCUCUCCCCCCUCUUCCUCUUCCUCCUCCUCCUCAGUUCAGUCCGAGCGACGCUCACGCUUAUUUUUUCCAUCAUCUAUUAAAUAUCAUAGUUUCAGACUGAACAGGAUCAAAUCUCAUCCGCACACGACGGACAAAAACCAUUUCACCAAAUCUGGAGCCUGAUACUUUUUUUAUUUCUUUGUCUUUUUUCUUUUUUUUCUUUGUCGAGGAAGCGAAGCUCAUUCAAACGCUGUGUUCGUGCUCACACACACACACACACACACACACACACACACACACACACACACACACACACACACACACACACACACACACACACACACACACACACACACACACGAUCCAUCCUUUCUUAUGCCAAUGAUAGUGUGACUGAGCUCCGAGGAGCAAGUAUUGACAUUUAUAUUAUUAUUAUAUAUGUAUAUUUUAAUUGUUCCCUCUUUUCAAUGUGAUGGUUUAUUUUGAUUUUGUUUUUUACAACUUAUAGAUUUACAGUAUAAGCUUUACUGUCCGGAGAGGGGGGGUGAGGAUGGAGGGGUUAAAGGUUCAUUCCACCUUCAUGCAGCUCGACGUUUUUCCUCGGACGUGGUCAAAAGCUCCAGAGAAAGUGAGGAAAGUGUUUUUUUCCGUGUGUCAAUCAACUCACCAGAGAAACUGAGGAGUCGUAAACUGCAGCACCGUGUUUCACCAGCAGGGCGACGGGUUCCAAACGACACGUUUCCCUCAAUAACACAAACUUCUGUCGUCACGAUUAAACUCUGACAUCAUAGAAAAUUUUUAUUAUCAUGAACAUAAACAGUAAAAAAGUUUUCUUCACGCGCUGCAUGUCAUUUAAUCAGCUUUAAUCAGAGUCGGGGGCGGCGUCCUCCAGAGGACUCGGCCUAUGAGGGGGCUUGGCCUCCGACCUCAGUGGCGUCCGUUCAGUCACCAACACGUUCUGGAGUGGUUUGGUCUGAACUCCCUGGGGUCUGCGUUUAACUUCUGCUUACGGUUAGCAUGAGCGUUAGCGUGACCCGACCACGACGUCCCGACUCUCUGGACCGUUUCUUUACGUUUUUCCGUGUGAAAACAAAACUUUGCCCACAAAUUCAAACCAGAGCUAAAAUGUUCCGAAUCGAUCCUGAGAUUUAUUUUCUGAUUACGACAAAACAUCAGAACCAGUUGAAGCUGCAUUAAAGUGGAAUGAUCCUUUAAUGGAGACAGGAGGAGGAGGAGGAGGAGGGGGCGUGUCCCGCCGGGAGGAUGACGGACGUGGUGGGUUUGAUUCUUUGUGUUUCGGAGGCGGGUGGAGAUUGUCGGGAGCUUUUCUCAGAACAUAUCUCUCAGAAUGUACAGAAACCAUAAAAAGAAAGAAAAAAAAGAUGAAAUGAAGAUUUGUUUUUUCUUUACAGAUGAAUUUGGGGGGAAAAAAGAAAAAAAACAUUUUUGUUGAGUACAUGUAUUGCGAGGCCUCAUUUAUGUAGAUGUUUCACUCCAUUCAAAUAAAAAAACAGAAACGUU
Messenger RNA from Scophthalmus maximus (turbot), 3604 nucleotides. It is a transcript of the gene ppp3ccb, whose product is annotated as protein phosphatase 3, catalytic subunit, gamma isozyme, b. Gene Ontology annotation, cellular component: cytoplasm; calcineurin complex. Bases 542 to 2089 code for a protein of 515 amino acids. The record is from RefSeq and is a predicted model, not a curated record. Gene Ontology annotation, molecular function: calmodulin binding; calmodulin-dependent protein phosphatase activity. NCBI's taxonomy places the organism in Eukaryota, Metazoa, Chordata, Actinopteri, Pleuronectiformes, Scophthalmidae. The transcript has 14 exons. Gene Ontology annotation, biological process: calcineurin-mediated signaling.